Trachymyrmex cornetzi is the source of this 711-nucleotide messenger RNA. Its product is annotated as flexible cuticle protein 12-like. Bases 88 to 414 code for a protein of 108 amino acids. The transcript has 2 exons. Gene Ontology annotation, cellular component: chitin-based extracellular matrix. The record is from RefSeq and is a predicted model, not a curated record. Gene Ontology annotation, molecular function: structural constituent of chitin-based larval cuticle. Lineage: Eukaryota; Metazoa; Arthropoda; Insecta; Hymenoptera; Formicidae.
CCAACUGGCGUGGUACAUCGAAUCAGUUUAGUGAGCCAUCUCAGGUCGGAUCACCACUUGUUCUCUGAGAAAAAAGAACCUGUAGCCAUGAAACUGAUCAUCGCCUUCGCCGCCGUCGUCGCCGUCGCCCUCGCGGCUCCCCCUCGUGACUAUCAUGACCAGGCGGUCGUCGUGAAAGAGACUCCACUGGAUAACAUCGGCCUCGACGGAUACCAGUUUGGCUACGAGCUCUCCAACGGCCAGGCUCAUCAAGAGUCAGCCCAAUUGCAAAACGCUGGUCAUGAAAACGAGGCUCUUGUAGUCCGCGGUAGCUUCACCUACGUCGACCCGGCGACCAACGUCAGGUACACCGUCAACUACGUCGCCGACGAGAAUGGAUUCCACCCCGAGGGAGCGCAUCUGCCAGUCGCCUAAAUCCUGACGAGAAUUCUGCCAACCAAAAUCUGUGUUCUUACAACUUUUCAUCCAGUCUCGUAUUUAAAGAGAACCUCAAUUCUCUCGAUCUCUCGAUCAUAGCGAUUACACAUACAAAUAUGACAAACCUAGUUUUAAAUAAAUUGAUUUUUAUUUAAUCCUUGAUGUCUAAAUUAUUUCACGACUCUUUCAUUUUUGACACGUUACUUUGAUCGUUGGACAAGUAACGUUCUCGAUAAAUCAAGAUUGAAUCUUAAAAAUGUAAUAAAUUCUACGAAACAAUAAAUGAACUAUUUG